AGUAAAGCCAGAAGAAGAGCUCUUCCCCUCCUCCCCGUUCAUCACCACAGGCUGGUAUCUGGUAACAUUGGCGGAAUAACACCAGGAGAGCGUCUUUUUCUGCGUGUGCUUUAAAGCUGCCUUUUACUGAGGUGAAGUUUAAAGGCAGGCAAAAUGUCGUCUUGGGUGAAAUCACCUGCGGGUGGUCGGCGGCCAUCCGGUAACCCGAACGGAAGUGCUCCACAGCCGCGUGUGUUUCGGAGGGCAGCUCCAUACCCAACCAGAGAGGAGAGGACCGAAGAGCUCAAGGAUGCCCUGGACAGUUAUGAGGAACUAGAGCAAAUCCAAAACUACAGUGGAAGUGUGAAGUAUGAGGGCUACAAGCAUCAGCCAAAUGCCAAACCAGAGGGUGGCACUCCAGCAGACAGACGUAAAACGCUGUAUCAGAAGUUCUACAGACAGGUGCAGGAGGAGAGGAAGCCAGCCGACUGCGUGGUUCUCUCUGUUACCAAACAGUGCCUGGAUUACCCCAAAUCGCUAAGCCAGUGCUUGCAGGAGCGUGGCCUGUCAGUGGAAAUGCUCUACCUUCAAGCGGAAUCGGGCCUGACCCGGGCCCUGCAGGAUGUCCGAGCAGAAGGCUCCCCCUUAUGUAUUCUGGUGGAGCAGACAAACGUAGCUCUGUCCUCCUGCACUGUUAUCAUAUUCUCAGAAUCCCUCAAAAUCCAUCGAAACAUGCCCAAAGACCAGGCCAUGGACUUUGUUCAAGCAGAGUACAACCGCGGACUGGCUAAAGAGCGACCCCCGAGGGACCCUGCAGACAUUGCAGCCGAGGCGUCGCAGCUGCUCGAUGACUUUCUGGAUCGAGAAAAGAUCGCGCGCCACACCGUUCCCUCUGAAACACGCCAGCUCCUCGUGCUGUUAGCUGAGGGUGUGCAUCUGUACCCCGAGGAGUUGGAAACCAUCUCGGAGUACGUGCGCUCUCGGCAGGACCACAUACAAGCUUCCAACAGCGAGGGUGAGAAAGGGAUCAUGUUACCUCCAGGGUUAGGAAAACCACCUCCUCUGCUUCCGACUCCAUCUGGGCCACCGCAGCCUCAGCCUGCAUCUUUAACAGGGGGGCCCAUGGGAGACCACGCCUCACCUUCACCUGUACCCCUCUUGCCUUCACCAGUUGCUCAUCCCAAAACCAAACCUCCUCCGCUGCUCUCCUUGCAUCGUCUUCCUGGUCCGUCGUUAGGGGGCCCAAUAGUCCGAGGUCCCCUGUCAUCACACAUCCCUUACGGCGGUCCUGGUGUGCCUCGUGGGCCCCUGCUCCACCCUCCUCCUGUGUUCCACCCAGGCCCCAGAGGUCCCACUAGAGGAGCUCCUCCCACUCUAAAGAGCGCUCGCCCUCCACUUCUGUCGUCUCCAGGUGCUCCUCUUCUUCGUCAGAGUGUCCCCCGGCAUUAGGAAAUGACACACACACACACACACACACACACACACACACACACACACACACACACACAAAGUUGCAGGUUAUGAACAGUGCUCAGUUCAUGUUAGAGCAGAAGCAUCCUUUUUUAUGUGUUAAUCUAAAUUUAGCUGGAAGAUAAGAAUGAAAGUUGAUGUUAUGUCUUCAUCUCACUGUGGGUGGUUUGAGUCAUAAUGUUAAGCCCCCCCCCCGGCAUCGGUGCCUUUUUUAUGUUUUGUCUGUCGGUUUGGAUGUUAGGGUCUGUGACUGUUGGUGACUGUUGCACAGGUCCUUCAGUUAGUUCGGUUGGCAGAUUGCACAGAAGUACAGCCACGCAGUAAUCAAUACCCAAUCACACGGCUGCAAUAGGAUGUCUUCUGUAUAUAAACGCCAGGAGCCUGCCUGCUUUGUACAGUUUUUCAACAUGGUGCGUUAAAUUUCUCAAAGUUUCUCUGGACGACAAAUAUUUCACUUUAUAAUGGUUUGUUCUUCGGAGCAGCAUUUCUGGUUCCAAUAUAACUUUAUUCAUGUGUAAUUUUAUUUGUGCCACAGAUAAAAGUGGCACAAAUAAAGAGUCCUCUGAAGGACUCUGUAUGAUGCAUGCAGUGUCUUCAUGGCAGAACACAAACACGUGUAUUUGUUUAAUUGCAUUUCCUGCACUGUGCACAGUGAAAUUGCUGCCAUGUACAGUACACUUCAGUAAAAUAAUCGUCCUUCUGACGUUGGAAAACUGUCAGCUUUGUUUUGUUACCCAGGCUUCUGACAGAGUCCUUAUAUCAAAGCACAAGACUAAGCUCCAACUAUUUCCCAGCAUAAAUGGAAGAAAUGUGACUCUCUUCAUUGUAAAUCCAGUGACCACAUAUUUUCUAAACGGCAGGUCUGAUGUGAAUAAGAAAGCUCCACAGGUUUGGUUACACACUGUAGGUUUCAGCCUUUAAGCUUAAUAUCUGUUAAAUAUGUGAUGCAGGCAGAGCACACGAGUCUAGAACAAACAACUACGUAUCAUAUGUGGCUUUUUUUUUUUUUUUGUCAUUGUCAGUUUCUAGCACACUGUUGUUUUGUUGCUAAUAUUUAUUAGCAUUAUUGAAAAGCAUUCAUCUGGUUAAGAAGCCUUUUUCUGUUGGAGCCACGGGAGGCUGAGGCCUCAUAAAGACAAACACUUUGGUUCACUUUUGUAGAUACUGUAAAAAUGUUUCUUUUUCUUCACGUUUUUGAAUCACUGUAUGCUUUUUCCUUUGCUGUGUAGCGUGCUGAUGUUGAACAGGUUUGGAGUCCUGAUUAUAUUUUCAAAGAAAACAUUUAUAAAUGUUUUGAGACGUUUUUCUUUUAUUAUGAAUUUAAAUGAACAUCUUGAUACAAGUUCACCAAACAUCUUUCUGUAAAUCUGAGUCUGAAUAGAUGGUAGUGCUAAAAUUUCUAACAUGUACGUAUUGAUCAAAGUGCAAAUCUGUACAGUUUGAUCUAUUUAAGUGAAUAAAACAUAAAAGUGAACCCUUCGUGUAUUUUGCUGUACAACGAGCAGCUGCAGCAGCAGUUGAGGCCUGAACAGGCUUUGGUUUCUUUGCAUCAUGGAGCAGUUUUUAGGCUGUAUGACGAGCAAGCAAGCUAAGAUUUUUCAAGCUCCAGUGGAGGCUCUUGCCUGGAUGGAGAUUUCUGGACUCAUUUUUAUUUCCAUACUGGAAGCUUGCCUGGGCUGCUGUACAGUAACACACAGUAAACAGCUUCCAGGCUUCAUGGUAGCAAACUGCAUAUUAAGUGGCACAGAAGUAGUUGUGUAUAUUUGUAUUGCUGAUUUUCUGUUGCGUGUUUGCUAUAAUGUUUUUUUGACAUCUUUUAAUGUAGUUUUAAAGAGCAGAGUCUCUACUUUGCUCUUUUUAUACACAGUCAUGUUGCUGACCUGUUGCCAGCUGUUUCCUUUUACUGCCACCUGCUCUUCUAGCCUUUUUGUCUAUCAGUUUAUAUAUGUUCCAUAUAUUCUACUGUGAAUAAUCAAGAUUUUUAUGUGUUUUUUUUUAUUUACAGUCCUGUGCAAAAGGUGUUAGGCAGGUGAAAGGUGCUUUCAGAAAUAUAAACAAUUGGCUAUUGGCCCCAAAUGUAUUCUGCAGCAGGACAAUGACCCAAACACACAGCCAAAGUCAUGAAGAGCUAGCUUCAGCGUAAAGAAGAACAAGAGGUACUGGAAGUGACGGUACGGCCCCCCACAGAGCCCUGAGCUCAACA
Oreochromis niloticus (Nile tilapia) is the source of this 3652-nucleotide messenger RNA. RefSeq names its product nuclear receptor coactivator 5. The coding region runs from base 154 to 1428 and encodes 424 amino acids. The record is from RefSeq and is a predicted model, not a curated record. NCBI's taxonomy places the organism in Eukaryota, Metazoa, Chordata, Actinopteri, Cichliformes, Cichlidae. The transcript has 9 exons.